Molecule: messenger RNA, 2093 nt
Organism: Salvia hispanica
Lineage: Eukaryota; Viridiplantae; Streptophyta; Magnoliopsida; Lamiales; Lamiaceae
Source: RefSeq, a predicted model, not a curated record
UGACAGUUUUAACUAACUUUCUUUCAAAUUCCUCGCACCAAUUGGAUCGUUGACCUCUUAUCACUAUCCAAUUAUUCGAUUGUGUUUCUCUUCUAAACAUUUCCGAAUCCAAACUUUUCUCAGAAAAAAAAAAAAAAAAAAAAAAAGAAAUUUCAGAAAAGGAGGUAAUGGAGGCGGAAAUCGAAUCCAAUUCAUAUGGUAGUUUCAAGCUGUGGAGCGAAUUGGAAUUAGAGGAGUUCGCCGAUAAAUUAGUGUUUAAAUCUGUGGAAUCGCCGGAUCAAGGCUUCUGUAUAAACCGAUUCGAUGGAAAUAUCGACAAGCUUGACAACGGUGAUGGUCCUUCUGGAAGUCCUAACGUCUCAAGUCCUAAAGUCUCGACUGUAUAUGGCGUCGCUGGAACAAUUAGGUUACUUGCAGGUACAUAUGUGAUGGUUAUAACUUCUAGGAAGGAAGUUGGAAAUUAUCUUGGUUUUCCUGUUUUCCUGGUUACAUCAAUGAAGUUUAUAUCCUGCAAUGAAGCUUCAAGAAACUUAACUAGUCAAGAAAAAAGGGAUGAAGAUUACUUUAUGACUCUAUUGAAGACAAUUGAAUCAACUCCUGGCUUGUAUUAUUCUUAUGGAACUGAUAUAACACUGAACAGCUUGCAGAGGAGAUGCAAGUUGGCAAAAGGAUGGGAGAGUAAGCCGAUUUGGAAGCAGGGUGACCCACGAUUUGUUUGGAACCGGAAUUUAUUAGAGGAGCUUAUUGAGAAUAAGCUUGAUGAAUUCAUCAUCCCUUUAUUACAAGGAAGCUUUCAGACUGGAGAACUGAAGUUAAAAGAUUCUCCUGCUAUUAUUAAAAUAGUUUCACGGAGGUGUACGAGGCGCUUAGGAACAAGAAUGUGGAGACGAGGAGCCAAUUUAGAAGGGGAUGCUGCUAAUUUUAUAGAAACCGAGCAGCUGCUGGAAUUUAAAGAUCAUAUAUCUUCUUUUCUGCAGGUUAGGGGCUCAAUUCCACUUCUAUGGGAGCAAAUUGUUGAUUUGAGCUACAAACCGCAUCUUCAACUAAUUAAUCAUGAAGAUACAUCUAUGGUUGCCGAACGGCAUUUUAAUGAUCUAUUGAAGUGUUAUGGAGGGUGUAUUGUGGUUGACUUGACAGAUAAGCAUGGAGAUGAGGGUAUGUUAAGUGCAGCUUAUGAAGAAGAAAUGCAAAAACAUCCAAAUGUGAGGUAUGUCUCAUUUGACUUCCACCAAUCAUGUGGCCAUGGAAACUUUGAUAAUAUCCAACUUCUGUACGACGAAAUUUCUGAAGACUUUGAGAAGCAAGGAUACUUCCUUUUAGAUUCUGAAGGAAAGAUUCUAGCAGAACAGGAGGGAGUGGUUAGAUCGAACUGCAUUGAUUGCCUUGAUAGGACAAAUGUAACACAGAGCUACCUUGCACAAAAAUCUUUGAAUUCUCAGCUACAGAGAAUGGGAGCCAUUUCUUCAACUGAAAGCAUUUCAAUGUUCAGUGAAGAUUUUGAAGUUUUUAAGACCUUAUGGGUAGAGCACGGGGAUGAGAUAAGCCUAGAGUACUCUGGAACUCAUGCUUUAAAGCGGGACCUUGUAAGGUAUGGAAAACAGACAUUGUCUGGUAUUAUUAAAGAUGGGAUAAGUGCCCUGUCAAGAUAUUACUUAAAUAAUUUUCAAGAUGGGGUUCGGCAGGAUGCUAUCGAUCUCAUCUGUGGUCACUAUACUGUGAGCAGAAUUAGACCCUCUCCACUCCAGCCUAAAGGAAUCGAUACCCUCUCAUACCUUCCAGUUGCAUCUGCUUUAGUAAUUGGGGGCUUGACUGUGACGUCAAUCACAUUAAAUCAAGCAGGUCGAAAUGCACAGCAGUAUCUAUCUUCUGUGGUCUGCGCUGGGCUAACUGCUGGAUUGAUGGCUGUUGUUAAGGCCAAUGGGAGGCAAAUAUGUUCGAGGCCUCGCUUGUGUGGUCUGUUUUAGGCAACGCUUGUACACUAGCCAAGACAAGUUUUUCGAAAUUUGUCUAAUAAAACUAAGAAUAGAAGAGGUGGUGAUGAACUGUGAAACUCAAUUAUUUCGCAAUGUAUAAAUUUACAUCACUUUGUUAUU